Molecule: messenger RNA, 3832 nt
Organism: Aedes albopictus (Asian tiger mosquito)
Lineage: Eukaryota; Metazoa; Arthropoda; Insecta; Diptera; Culicidae
Gene: Hr78
Product: nuclear hormone receptor HR78
Exons: 5
Coding region: 773-2665 (630 amino acids)
Biological process (GO): cell differentiation; anatomical structure development; regulation of transcription by RNA polymerase II
Molecular function (GO): nuclear receptor activity; RNA polymerase II cis-regulatory region sequence-specific DNA binding; zinc ion binding
Source: RefSeq, a predicted model, not a curated record
UGACACUGAAAAUUUAUGAAUGGUGGCAGCAUUGCACAUUGAUCCGAAUCAUUUUGGAGCAUAUUGCCCUUUACAUGUUCGUUUUGUAUGUAUGUAAGGUAUGCUCCCGUAGCGGAACAGUUCGCCCAGCCAAACUAUGUUGAGCGCGCGAUUACCUUCUGCGGGUUGUUGUUGUUGUUGGGUUGGGUGGUUGGUGAAACAGGCGCGGUCGUCGCUCGGUCGGUCGGUCGAGCGAGAGCCAGAGCAAAGGCAGAGAAAAGAACGAAUAACCGUAUCAUGUCGAUUAAAUACAUCGCACCAGCACAGACUCGAGCGUUCGGCUCCUCAGCUCGCAGUCGGUGUUGAGAAGUAAUGUUAGAUGGGAAACGGCUCAGUUCAGUGCUGCUGGUGCUCCAAAGUGGAACCGUGGCGCGUCGAGAGAGCUUUGACCCCUAUAUAAGUAAUAUAAAAGUUGAAUUUGGUGACGUAACGUGUUUCUGGCGCUGCUCUCCGGCGAGUCCGUUCAUCAACGAGGGGGGAGUUCGUGGCCAUUCUCUCCGCACUCAACACUAUAGCGGUCGUCGGUCGUCAGCGGCACAGAGUCAAGUGCACCAGAGCAGACACAAGUGUUGUUGACUUCGAAGAAACAGGAAAUCGCCGCCGAUUUGUCCCCAAGCGUAUGCUUUAUGACUUUGUACUCUUUUAAGAAGAAGUCGUACCACAGAACGGGGAGAGACAACUCUCUUAGUUCGAAACGCCCUACCAACAUAAUCAAAAGUGUACCGUUUUUCUAAUGGAGCCACAUAAUUUCGAUAUCAAGCCAAAUCUACAACAGAUGAAACUGGAACCCGGAACGCAACAGUUUGGCAGCAGCAGCUUAGAUGACAAGGGCCCGAGUCUACAGCACCUGUCCACGCUGAACAGCAUGAGUAUCGAGUUGUGCCUGGUGUGUGGCGAUCGAGCUUCCGGUCGGCACUAUGGCGCCAUCAGCUGCGAGGGCUGCAAAGGAUUCUUCAAACGGUCCAUCCGCAAACAGCUCGGCUACCAGUGUCGGGGGUCGAUGAACUGCGAAGUGACGAAACACCAUCGCAACAGGUGUCAAUACUGCCGACUGCAAAAGUGCUUGGCUUGCGGAAUGCGAAGUGAUUCCGUCCAACAUGAACGCAAGCCUAUCAUCGACAAAAAGGAUGGCUCAGGAGGUCCCAAUCCGAACAGCAAGUACAACCCACACCGAAACAAGGAAUACCACAAUGAACAGAAAGCUAGUACAACAGUUACACCUUCCUACCUGAACCUAUUCCAAGGAUUCAAUUUGGCCGAAUUGGCGGUUGCAAAUCUCAGCAAACGGGCCAGUAAAUCGCCACCCGCUCCGUCCCACCUGACCUCAUCCAGCACAACCACAUCUUCCAACCCAUUCAGUUCGUUACAUUCCUUCAAGUCCCAAGAUGACCGUCAACCAACUCCUGCGGACUCAAUCGCUGCCCUGAUGCAGCUAGGCCCAACGGCCGCAGCCGCCGUGGCCAUGUCCGGUCUAGGUCCUCCCCCACAACAACCACCUCCGUCCCUCGAACCUCCAGAGCUUCCCUCUAAACCCACCCCUCCAUCCUCCCACCAACUCCCGAUGGAAACCACCGAAACCAACUCCAUGGAGAAGAACCUCAUCUGCAACUCGCUGGAGUUCAUUCAGAACCUGGAGCACGAGCUGAACAACAGCGUCAACAACAACUACGGUAUCAAGUCGGAGCUGAACAAUGGCCGCGAUGACGAUCGGGACGACGAUUGCCUGAACUACGACUACGGCAGCCUGGAGCUGUCGGACAAUUGCAUCAGCUUCGACAUUCAGGUGCCGAACGUGCUGCCGAACUACCUGAGUGCGCACUAUGUGUGCGAAACGGGAUCGCGACUGCUGUUCGCCACGGUACACUGGAUGAAGAAGAACCACCUGUUCUCGAUGUUGAGCGAUUCCUUCCAGUCGGAGCUGAUGCGCCAAACCUGGCCUGAGCUAUUUAUGAUCGGUCUGGCCCAAAGUAGCGGUCAGCUAGCCUUCAACACCGUCAUGCUGGCUCUGAUCCAGUACAUGAAGAACCUGAUUCUAAACAAAAAGUACGGCAGCGACGUCAUCAAUUACCUGACCAAGUACAUCCUGCUCAUCCAGGAGUUUGUUUCCGACGUCCAAAAACUGAACCUCACCGAUCAAGAGUUCGCCUACAUGCGAUUGCUCUGUAUCUUCAAUCCAGACAACAUCCUCCAGGACAACGUCAAGAAUCAGCACCUAGCCAAAAUCCAAGACAUGGUACUUGGCAGCUUCCGGGACUACUACAAACAGAAGCACACCCGACUGAUGGCAAGCCGGAGCGAGGAGAACAUCCGCGGUGGCCAGGAUGACGAUGACGACUACUACGAAUCCAGCCACCACCAGCAGCAGCGACAGCAGCGGCAUAAUCUGGAACAACGGUUGGUGACGAUACUGAUGAAGUUGCCAACGCUGCGUGCCUUAAAUUCGAAAAAGGACCUCGAGGAUCUCUUCUUCAGCACCCUGAUCGGGCAGGUGCAGAUCGAAAGCGUGCUGAUGUACAUCCUGCAAACCAAUGACGGAGCGACCUCGUUCUCCAAUCUGGUCCGGAACUAUGCGGCCAGUGCGAUCCCGGUCGGUUCCGGUGGGUCCCACAUGGACAGUGACGACUGAGGGUAAUGAUUUCAACAAAAUUUGAAAAUAUGUAGUAUCUAGGUGACGCAGAUGCAUGUUAUUAUCAUUACAUCGGAAGUAUUUGUUCUUGCUGCUUUCGAUGAUGAUUUUUUAUUCAAAAAUGUUACAUAAUUUCUCAAAAAAAACGUAGGUUAUUGUGCAAAUUAAUUUGUGCGAUCAAAAAAUUUAGUUAACUUUAUUGCGCAUUCAUUCUUGUAAAAUUUUUGAAUUACAAAUGAUGUAAGAGAAACGUAAGAAAACAUCGACUAUCUUGUAGUCUGUUUUCUACGUGUUUAAAGCCACCGAUGGACUCAGAACGUGGAUUUAAUGCAACAGCAUCCAUUGUUACAGAUCUUAUUGACUGAUUACAGAAAAAAAAACACAAAGAGUACGGAUACAAUUUUGCUAUCAGAAAAUAUAUAAAAUAAUGUGCACGGCUCUCCCGAAAAGCCAAACAAUUGAUAGAAAGUCUCUCCCAAAGUCUGCAUAUUGAAGGUAUUUAUAUACUUACAUACCUAUUGGAAUGAAAAAUUAAAAACCGGUUUUGUAGAAACUACUUUUAGUAAUACUUUCCAGUAAGAAGCAUUAUUAUGAAACAUGCAAGUUAUGCAAGUAUUAGUAGGAAUUCACACGAUCAAACAAAUUAGCACCUAAGUUUAAGUCAAACCGUUUACUUAAAUACCGAAUAAGUCAGGUAGAAUCAUGUGUAAUAAGAGCCUUCGUAUGCAUUAUUGGCGGUUGAAGGCGCAAAGCUAGCGCAACUAAAUAAUACAGAAGAAUCAGUGAAAGUGUACCUGUGCAAGGUAAGAGGGAGUCACUUCUUUGAGAAAUACUCCGAAACGAGUGAAAGAGAAAUCAAAAUUUUUAUUCUGGAUAACGUCGAAGGACAUGUUUGGAACUGAUAGCGUAGUGAACUGAGUAUAUAUAGUUUAUACAUAUAUUGGAAGAAAAAAACACAGAUUUGCGUAUAUUUUCUCAAAUUCAUUAAAAUAUGCAUAAUUAUGUUGUGUUAGCAAAACAAAUAUAGAGAUAUUUAUAAAUAUUAUAAAAGUGCGUAUUAUUUAUCCGUGCCUUUCAUGUAGAAUUUCCUAAUGAAAAAGAGAAUAACUACGUUAGGGUGUUUCUGCGGACUUUUCCGAAUUAAAUAAAUUACCUAUACGAUCACUA